UGUUCCUGUCCCCAGGACUGCAGCUGCAAUGUAGGCGGAGCCAGGGCCUGUCGGGAGUGUGUGACCUCAGGACCCCAGCAUGACAGCCAAGCGGGGUGCGUUGGCGGCGGAGGACCCCCACCUGGGCUCGGGCCCAGAUGAGGACGCCUCAGAGGCGUCCGCCUCCGGGAGAGACUCGGACUCGGAAAGCGUCCUCUCUGAAGACUCGGUGCUCCCGGACUACGAGCGGGAAGAGCGGGGGAACAGAGCCGCCGCCGCCGCCACGCUGUACGAGGCCUGCUCCUGGAACCAGACCCACAGCCUCCGCGCCAUUCUGGAGAGGGGCGUCACCCGGGAGGAGGUCAUGGAGCUGGAUGCCAACGGCUGGAACGGCCUAAUGGUGGCUGUUUCCAAAGGUUUUGUGGACAUCGUCACAGGCCUCCAUCACUGUCCCUUCCUGGAUAUUAACCACCAGGACAACGAUGGCAACACCGCGCUUAUGAUGGCUGCCCAGGCCGGUUACAUCACCAUUUUAAACUACAUCCUGAACUACUACGCGGGAGCGGACCCCGAGGUCAGGGACUCCCGCGGCUUCACCGCGCUCAUCAAGGCCGCCAUGCAGGGCCGCAACGAGUGCGUGGCUGCGCUGGUCAUGGCUGGUGCAGACCUGAACGCCGUGGACACGGCCCGGGGGAAGUGCGCGCGGGACUGGGCCCUGAAGACGGGACGCUACGAUACGCUGUUCCGCCUGCGGCAGCUGAAGCUCCGCCCCCGCGCCGAGCAGUUCGGCGACGCCUACGUCCCCGAGUGGCCGGACCUGCGGGAGCUGGUGGCCAAGGCGGCGGCGGCCAAGACGCGGGGUGAGCGCCUCACCCAGCGCCUCAAGUCCACCUUCGCCUUCAGCCUCCCCCACGACCCGCGGGACGGCGGCGUGCUGGACCACAUGGUGCGCAUGACCACCGGCCUCCGCAGCCCGCUGGUCUGCACCGGCUGCCGCCCGCUGUGCCCCGCCAGCCCCCCCGCGGCCGGCAAGCGGCGCCUGGCCGUGCCCGAGCUCGCCCUCCGCCACCCGGGGAGGGACCUGGCGGACGGGCCGGUGCGCCACAGCGUCUCCGCCUCCGCCUCGGUGGGCUCCGCCUCCUCGGAGGUGGCGGCGUGCUGCGCGGAGGCCGAGCGGCGGGGGAGCGUGCUGUCGCUGGCCUCCAACGGCGUGCGCAGCUUCAUCCCCCGCGGCGUGGCCCGCCGCAACAGCGUCUUCCCCGCCGGGUGCAUCCCGCACAUCCGGGUCACCCGGGCCGGCGAGCCCACGCCCAAGAAGGAGAAGAAGAAGAAGCUCUCGAGCCACCACCUGGAGCCUCCCAUGUGGAAGUACAAGGAGAUCAAGCAGGAGAAGAAGAAGAAGAAGGCUGAAAUGGAGAAGGAAGAGCAGGAGAAGAAGAAAAAGAAAAAGAGCAAGAAGUGA
Messenger RNA from Anguilla anguilla (European eel), 1441 nucleotides. RefSeq names its product ankyrin repeat domain 33Ab (gene ankrd33ab). NCBI's taxonomy places the organism in Eukaryota, Metazoa, Chordata, Actinopteri, Anguilliformes, Anguillidae. The transcript is spliced from 4 exons. The coding region runs from base 80 to 1441 and encodes 453 amino acids. Gene Ontology annotation, molecular function: protein binding. The record is from RefSeq and is a predicted model, not a curated record.